AUGGAACGGACAACGACACCCAACGAAGAAUCAGGAGGGAGAAAGCAUGGGGUUGAGUUCUCGUUCUCCCUCGAUGCUCCAGAUAACACAAGGGCUUCAACAUCUUGCAGGGAUUCUCUGAUUCAAUCCGAAGAACUCGUACACCGGAUUCCAUCUUCCGCAGAAGCAGAAGAUCGACCCAGAUUAGGCCAGCCAUCGGUUCUCGACAACCAUUUCCCAUCACCCAGCAUCCCACCUCCAGGGACAGGGGAGAGAUCCGUCUGGGGAAAGAUAAUCCAGAACCAUGGCGAUUAUCCGGACUCCCCUCAAAUAGCCUCUGAUUCUGGGUACUCGGACCAUAUCUCUGUCGAAGACCGGGACCGUUAUCCCCCCACGCCAGGCCAUCCGCGACCGCCGAUCACUGCCAAAAAGAUCGCCAACUGGAUGAGGAGCUCAUAUAUAACAUCUGCCCAAGACCAACACGACUUCCUACCUUGCGAAAAACUGCGCGAAAUCAUCAGCCCAGAUGUACUUCGCACGCUCUUCCGGGGAACGUUCGACUACAAUGACUCGGCAAUAGAGGUCUUGAUAAGUAAAGUUCUUGGUCAACAAAACACACUGGGAAAUCAGCCUCAGCUCUCACGGCACAAAAUCAUUGCGAUCCUUGUCUUAAUGGACAAGAUAGCCCUCAUUGAGGAUUUCAUACGAGGAGAUAUCAAGGACGAUGACCUACCACUAAAGAUCAAGAGAACCAAAGUCAAGAACUUCGAAGUCACGGUGCGACUUUGCAAGAAGUGGGAAACAGACCCUUCAGACGGUUCUAAGUCUGUCGAGCAUCUAGAGUCUCUGGAGUGCCUGGACUCUUGGUCUUUCAACGAUAUGGAAGACUUUGAGGCCCGACAGACGACAAUAUGCACUCCCUUCUUCGAACUGCCGGGAGACAAACUUCGCUUUUACAACCUCAGAGACCGGCCUACCCUUCCCUUUCUAGAAUAUGCUCAACCCCAGGUACAAGAAGGUGCUAGCCGACACUUCGCAGUCAAGGAGCUCCAUAGCGUCACGGAGGCAGCAUAUCGCGAAGAGAUAGAAUUAUUCGAGAAGAUUGGAGUGCGGGGCCCAGCCCAAGAUCCGAGGCAUUUACUCCAGCUCCAAUUCAGUUACCUACACGGCGACCACUACUUCCUCGUUUUCCCCUGGGCCGACGGAAACCUCCGAGAAUUCUGGCGGAAAAAUCACAGCUUCAAGCCCGGCAUUAGAGACCAUGUUCUUUGGUUCUUCAAACAAUGCAAAGGACUAGUGGGAGCUCUACACAAGAUACACCACUACACUAGCAUGUCAAACCCCAAGGCGAACAUCAAAGCCAGGAUAGACGAUCUGAAACAAGGUAAGAAGCUCAAAGACUGGGGACGACACGGAGACAUCAAGCCCGAGAACAUUCUUUGGUUUCAACAAUACGAAAACAUGACGGACUUCUUAGUGAUUUCCGACUUUGGGCUUACGAGGUUCAAUACCACGAAAUCGAGGUCAAAGGUGCCUCAAGAUGCCAUUGCUGGCUAUUCUGGCACAUAUAGACCCCCCGAACUUGAUCUCGGGACAUCUAUAUCGCCGAAAUAUGACAUAUGGUCCUUGGGGUGUGUUUUUCUUGAGUUCGUUUCUUGGUUCAUCCUGGGAGAUACCAAGACGCGGGACGACUUUACAGAUCAACGCCUCCGAAGCGAGGAGAACACUAAUCUCAAAGAAGACAAGUUUUUCGUACUCGGCGAGGCCUCAGAUUCUAUCCGAUAUCGCGAAGCAAAGGUCAAACCUUCCGUCGUUAGUUGGAUCGCUGAACUCCAUGCACAGAAAAGAUGUACGGAGCCGCUGCAUGAGCUUCUGGACUUUAUCGAAUUUGGAAUGUUGCAACCCGACCCGAAAGAUCGAUCAGCAUGUGGACAGAUCACGAGAGAAAUUACGUGCCUAUUGGACAGGUGCAAACGAGAGCCCGAAUAUGCUACACGAGGCAAAGCCGGGACGCGAAACCCAGCAAGAUUUCAAUCCUCCGAAAGGACAGCCCAAGCUGUAAAUUACAUGCACUUACGGACCCUCAAGCAUUCCGACGAGAUUCAAGCCCCUGCAGAGGAAGAUCUUCUCUAUGGGAUUUCGCCAGCAAGCUCGAAAGAGCCGACAGAUAUUUUCACUUCUCCCACACUAGUGUCGAAUGUCAGCGGUACGGAGGGCUUACCAAGUCGCCUCUAUACGACUAGUCCGCCGUAUCAAGGUAUGAACGGGGGACUUUUCGGAUCUGGCUCACAGUUCGACGGACUUUAG
Messenger RNA from Colletotrichum higginsianum IMI 349063, 2286 nucleotides. RefSeq names its product Serine/threonine protein kinase. Bases 1 to 2286 code for a protein of 761 amino acids. The transcript has 4 exons. The record is from RefSeq and is a predicted model, not a curated record. Gene Ontology annotation, biological process: peptidyl-serine phosphorylation; peptidyl-threonine phosphorylation. Gene Ontology annotation, molecular function: protein serine/threonine kinase activity; ATP binding. NCBI's taxonomy places the organism in Eukaryota, Fungi, Ascomycota, Sordariomycetes, Glomerellales, Glomerellaceae.